AUGAAUUUGAGUGAACGGAUUGAUGAUUGGACUCGAGGGUACGACCUCUCUCGAGGCGAUGCGCAGGAGCAGCAGAAAAAUGGAAAAGGGUUGUUGGACCAUAACGGGCGGGUGCAACGUAAGAAGCAAAAACUAAGAGAAACAGAUGUGAAAGCAAAGUUUUGGGUAUAUUUUGAUGGCUUGAUGAUAAGUAUCCCAGAAAGUGAAGAGCUGUAUGUUGGAGGUGAUUUUAAUGGACAUGUAGGCGUACAAAAUGAAAAUUAUGAUAUGGUUCAUGGGGGUAGGGGAAUUGGCAGCCGAAACGAGGACGGCGAAACUUUAUUGGAAAAUGACGACAUAAAAGCCCGUUGGAAGGGAUAUUUCAAUAAACUUCUGAAUGAAGAAAAUGUGUGGGAUGAUGCUCUAAAAGAUGUCUCGGUAAACAUUGGUGUAGUGAAUGAGAUUAGUAUGGAUGAAGUAAGAAAAGCAGUGAAAAGUAUAAAAAAUGGGAAAGCUGUCGGGCCAGAUAGUAUACCAGUAGAAGUAUGGAAAUUAUUAGGAGAAGAGGGCUGCAGGUGGUGGCUGGCUUUAUUCUUUAAUAAAUUAUUGCAAGAAGUGGCGAUCCCUGAGGAAUUGUGCAAUAGUUAA
Messenger RNA from Achroia grisella, 627 nucleotides. RefSeq lists its product as uncharacterized. Bases 1 to 627 code for a protein of 208 amino acids. NCBI's taxonomy places the organism in Eukaryota, Metazoa, Arthropoda, Insecta, Lepidoptera, Pyralidae. The transcript has 3 exons. The record is from RefSeq and is a predicted model, not a curated record. Gene Ontology annotation, biological process: chromatin remodeling. Gene Ontology annotation, cellular component: nucleus.